CCUUUACUUCAUUUUUGUCCACCUCUCUCAGGUUCCAUUAACCUUCAAAAGUUUCAUAUACAUUCUCUCUGCUCAAAACUUUUUUCUUUCAAUACUUAUAAAUAAAUAUAACACAUCUUUCCUCUCUUGCAUCCCUCCUUAGCACAACAUUGCAGCUUUAAAUCAACUAAAUGGGUAGACAUUCUUGUUGUUACAAACAAAAGCUGAGAAAAGGCCUUUGGUCUCCUGAAGAAGACGAGAAGCUUCUCAAUCACAUCACCAAUCACGGCCAUGGCUGCUGGAGCUCUGUUCCUAAACUCGCUGGUUUGCAGAGAUGUGGAAAGAGUUGCAGACUAAGAUGGAUCAAUUACUUGAGACCUGAUUUAAAGAGAGGAGCUUUCUCUCCAGAAGAAGAGAAUCUCAUCGUCGAGCUUCAUGCUGUCCUUGGAAACAGAUGGUCACAGAUAGCUGCGAGGCUUCCGGGAAGAACAGACAACGAGAUCAAGAAUCUUUGGAACUCAAACAUAAAGAAGAAACUGAGACAAAGAGGCAUUGACCCAAACACACACAAACCCAUCUCCGAAGUUGACAAAGACAAAACAACAACAACAAGCAACAAGUCUCCUCCUAGCUCCUCCUCUCCAACUAACCAAGACUUCUUCCUCGAGAGGCCAUCUGAUUUCUCCGAAUACUUCGGCUUACAGAAACUUAACUUCAACUCCAAUCUUGGACUCUCUGUUACACCUGACUCUUCUCCUCUCUGCUCCAUGAUCCCGGCGCAGUUUAGCACAGGAAACAUGGUUGGUUCUGUCUUUCAGACUCAGGUUUGCGUGAAGCCUUCAGUUACUCUUGCUCCGGACAACACUUCAAACUUCUUCGACAGCGGCGGAUUCUCAUGGUCAGGCCCAAACUCAUCUUCUUCUUCUUCUUCACUAGUUAAACCUAAUCAUAACUUGGAAGAAAUGAAGUGGUCAGAGUAUUCAAUGAACACACCGUUCUUCAAUGGGAGCACUCAAAACUCUCAACCGAUCUACAUCAAAUCAGAGGCAGAGUACUUAGCCAAUGUUUCGAACAUUACAGAUCCUUGGAGCCAAAGCCAGAACGAGAAUCUAAACACACCUGAAGAUAGUGACGUGUUCUCCAAGGAUCUUCAGAGAAUGGCCGUCUCUUUUGGUCAGUCCCUUUAGGUUUCUUUUUUUUCUUAAUUCUAACAGAUGUAGAGAAAAAAAAAACAUAUACUAUACAUGCAUACGUAUACAAUGGGUUGAAGUGGUUUGUAUAUUCAUGGGGGUAAACAAAAUGAGCUGUUUUUAUUUAUAUUUUAAGUGUGUUUUAUACGUCAAAUAUUCUUCUAUCUUUUGCAAACCUUUCAGUCUCAUAUUAUAUAGUUUUAUAUUUUUGUUUUGUUGUUGAGAUUAUGAUGUAUAGUAUUCUCAGAUGAUUCCAGAGGUCUGUCUAUGCAAUUAAUCUGUUGAAGAACAAUGAUGAACGUAAUAAAUUAGUUUCUGUCUGUU
Messenger RNA from Brassica napus (rape), 1493 nucleotides. RefSeq names its product transcription factor MYB61. NCBI's taxonomy places the organism in Eukaryota, Viridiplantae, Streptophyta, Magnoliopsida, Brassicales, Brassicaceae. The coding region runs from base 171 to 1166 and encodes 331 amino acids. The transcript is spliced from 3 exons. The record is from RefSeq and is a predicted model, not a curated record. Gene Ontology annotation, biological process: regulation of stomatal movement.